AGAAGCGUUUUGCCGUCUCCGGCCAUCCUGAGGUUUUUCGACGGGUGCGACGCAUCACGUGGACGAGCAAAUGUUCAUCCGGUGCCGACGCUCCGUCUUGAUUCGCACAAAAUUUCGUUCUUAUACCCCCUCGAGCUCCCCUCCUUUUUCUUCCCUUCUUUCUUCUUACUCUUUCCCAGUCCUUCCUCCCCAAAAAGACAAACGCUUUUCACAAUGGCCUUCGGAAAGCUCUACGGUUCUGCCGACAACGGUCGCACCAUCGCCAUCCUCGUCGCGGCUAAGGCCAACGACGUUGAGUUGGAGCUGGUCCAGACUAAGCCUGACUCGACUGCUGAGUUCAACCAGUCUGCUGAGUACACCAAGCUCAGCCCCCUCGGCAAGGUCCCUGCUUUCGAGGGUGCCAAUGGUUACGCUCUCUCUGAGGCCAUUGCCAUUGCUGUCUACGUGACCUCCCAGAACGAGAAGACUACCCUGUUGGGUAAGACCAAGCAGGACUAUGCUUCCAUCCUCCGUUGGUUGUCCUUUGCCAACUCGGAGGUUCUCCCCCGCUUCGGUGCUUGGUACCGCCCUCUUUUGGGCAUCGACGCGUACAACAAGAAGAAUGUCGAGGAUGCCUCCAAGGCUGCCCUGAAGAACAUCGCCGUUCUUGAGAAGCACCUCACUGCCAACACAUUCCUCGUUGGCGAGCGUAUCACUCUGGCUGACAUCUUCGCUGCCGGUCUCCUCACCCGUGCCUUUGCCACCGUCUUGGACAAGAAGUUCCGUUCCGAGAACCCUGCUGUCACCCGUUGGUACCAGACCAUCAUUAACCAGCCCUACUUCAAGGCUAUUGUUGAGAACCCCGUCCUCGUUGACGAAGCCAUCAAGUACACCCCUCCCAAGAAGGAGGAGAAGCCCAAGAAGGAGGCUGCCCCCGCUGCCGCCCCCGCUACCGAGGAGAAGCCAGAGGCUGAGCCCAAGAAGGCCAAGCACCCUCUCGAGGCCCUGGGAAAGCCCACUUUCAUCCUUGACGACCUUAAACGUACUUAUUCCAACGAGGAUACCCGCCCCGUUGCUCUCCCUUGGUUCUGGCAGAACUUCAACGCCGAGGAGUACUCUUUGUGGAAGGUUGACUACAAGUAUGACAACGAGCUCAAGCUUACCUUCAUGGCCAACAACCUGAUCGGUGGUUUCCAUGCUCGUCUUGAGGCUUCCCGCAAGUACCUGUUCGGCGCUCAGUCCGUCUACGGUACCAACUACAACUGCGUUAUCCGCGGUGUCUUCCUGGUCCGUGGCCAGGACUUCAAACCCGCCUUCGAUGUCGCCCCCGACUGGGAGAGCUACAGCUUCGAGAAGCUCGACCACACCAAGGAGGAGGACCGCAAACUCGUUGAUGACUUGUGGGCUUGGGAUGCCCCCGUCGUCGUCGACGGCAAGGAGUACCCUUGGGUUGAUGGCCACGUCUUCAAAUAAAUUAGUGCAUUAGGUCCCGUGGCAGAUUUAUGAUGUUACGUGCUAAUUUCUUAUUGUCGGGUGGCCCUUUUCUACCUUUGGCCUUAAAAAAUUCUACCUCACUUUAUACCCUAGGGUGGGAGAGUAUGACGCUUCAGCACGCCAUGUGGUUCAGGUUUUCUGCAUCGUGCCGUCCGUUCAACUCUCUGCCCGAUCCAAAUCCCGUCUAAUGUCCAUGCUGUCCGCGACGGUUUAUUGUUUUCAAAACUCCUUUUUGAUCAUGUCACGCUUACGAAUUGAGAUGUUGGAUGAUGCAGUAGCUACCUAGUCUAGCGCUGAAUAGCACUUUGUGCUUAA
Messenger RNA from Aspergillus alliaceus, 1788 nucleotides. RefSeq names its product putative translation elongation factor eEF-1 subunit gamma. Bases 214 to 1452 code for a protein of 412 amino acids. Gene Ontology annotation, cellular component: nucleus; cytoplasm. Gene Ontology annotation, molecular function: translation elongation factor activity. Gene Ontology annotation, biological process: translational elongation. NCBI's taxonomy places the organism in Eukaryota, Fungi, Ascomycota, Eurotiomycetes, Eurotiales, Aspergillaceae. The transcript is spliced from 3 exons. The record is from RefSeq and is a predicted model, not a curated record.